CGCGAUGGCUAACGAUAAUUAGCUCACCGAGUCAAGUAGGUGCUGGGACACCGGGUCGUGGUUAUUUCCCUACAGCUGCAGACGCUGCUCUUGUGUUCUAAGCCAAAAACGGUGAAGCAGAGCGGACACUACCAGGAGAAAGUGGCUUUUGGACUGAAGCUUCAUAGCUGACCCUUGGACAGUCCGCGGCUUUCGUCCUUUAAUCGGCAGAAUUCAUCCAGCCACUCUGUAGACCUUCAGCCCUCCAGGCGGGACAGUGGCAGAGGCAGAGCCAUCAGGGAUCAGGCCAGCAGGGCUCCAUGAGCACAACGGGGCACCAGCACGUUGGGGGGCUGCGUUCUCGCCGAGGCCUUUGCCGGGACAAGGACUUGGGGCAAGGCAUGGGCAUGGAGGCGGCCUGCUGGCUAUCUCCUGGAGUGCUGCGGAGGCUGAUCGAGCUUCCUUCUCCACCGCUGUCUCGGCACCAGCUUAAGAGACUGGAAGAGCAUAGGUACAGCAGUGCUGGCCGCUCGCUACUGGAGCCUCUGAUGCAGCGGUACUGGGAGUGGUUGGUGGGACAGGUCCCUUCCUGGAUUGCCCCCAACCUCAUCACCAUCGUAGGCCUGGCCACCAAUGUCUUCACCACCCUCGUGCUUGUCUACUACUGCCCUACUGCCACCGAGCAGGCUCCUCUCUGGGCAUACCUGUUGUGUGCAGUGGGUCUUUUUAUCUACCAGUCUUUGGAUGCCAUUGAUGGGAAGCAGGCCCGACGCACCAAUAGCAGCUCUCCCCUGGGCGAGCUGUUUGACCAUGGCUGUGACUCCCUCUCUACAGUGUUCGUGGUGUUGGGAACCAGUAUAGCAGUGCAGCUGGGCACCAACCCAGACUGGAUGUUCUUCUGCUGCUUUGCCGGGAUGUUCAUGUUCUACUGUGCCCACUGGCAAACCUACGUGUCGGGAACGCUGCGCUUCGGCAUCAUUGAUGUGACUGAGGUGCAAAUCUUCAUUAUAAUCAUGUAUUUGCUGGCCGCCGUGGGAGGAUCUGCUUUUUGGCAGUCACUGAUUCCUGUCCUCAACAUCCAGAUGAAAAUGAUUCCCGCCAUCUGCACUUUACUAGGAGCCAUCUUCUCCUGCACAAAUUACUUCAGAGUUAUUUUUACCGGAGGUGUCGGUAAAAAUGGAUCCACAAUAGCUGGAACCAGCGUCCUCUCUCCUGUCCUCCAUAUUGGUUCAGUAAUAGCUUUGGCGGUGAUGAUAUACAAGAAGUCUGCCGUCCAGCUCUUUGAGAAACAUCCAUGUCUCUAUAUCCUGGCGUUCGGCUUUGUAUCGGCCAAAAUCACAAAUAAAUUAGUAGUAGCACAUAUGACAAAAAGCGAGAUGCACCUCCACGAUUUAGCCUUCCUGGGGCCGGGAUUACUGUUUCUCGAUCAGUAUUUCAAUAGUUUUAUUGAUGAGUACCUGGUGCUCUGGAUUGCACUGAUCAUCUCCUUGUUUGACCUGGUGCGCUACUGUGUCAGUGUUUGCAACCAGAUUGCCUCCCAUCUUCACAUUUUUGUUUUCAAAAUCAAGCCUUGCAUAGUCCCCAGUUCAGCUAAUCACUGAGGGCACGCCAGCCAUUACUGACUCUGUCCCUUCCACUUAGUCGCACUCAUCUCCCCUUUCCCCCGGUUUUCCUCCUGAAGAGGCAGGAGUCGGUCCGGUGUAAAGUAUGUGCUUCUGCCAACUGAAUGUGAGGACAAAUAACAUACAUUAAGAUACUGGAAAAAUGCCGUCACUUUUUUUGUUUUCCGCCAGUGCAAAUCUGAAUUUCUGACAAAUUCAUGGUUACAGAGAGCAAAUGUUUCAGAGGAGUACAGGUGCUACUCGGCGUAUCCAAGGAGAGAAACCUACAUGUGUUUUAACUGUAUAAGUGCAAGAAAAUGUUGAAGAAACGAAUCAAGGUUUUUGCUUUUCAUGAUAAGGAUUUUUGUAAUAUUUGCCUAACUUUAACUUUUGCUAUUGUAAAUAAGAAACCGUUACAGUGUCUGUGCUUCUCAAGUUAAGUCCUGCUUAUAUAUAUAUAUAUAUAUAUAUAUAUAUAUAUAUAUAUAUAUAUAUAUAUAUAUAUAUAUAUAUAUAUAUAUAUAUAUAUAUAUAUAUAUAUAUAUAUAUAUAUAUAAAUAAUUGUCUUCAUGUAUAUGAUUUCUUUUUGUUUUUCUUAAAGCAACUUCAUCUUCUGCACAUGAAUCAAAACUGUGCUGCUAUUUUGUAUCAGCAAAAUAUGUUUUUGGAGGAAACAGCAGCAACUUUAUUUUAUUAUGUAACAUAUCCGGCCGUUAUUUUAUUUUGUUUUUUUUUUGUACUGCAAAAAUACUCACUGCCACUCCUGUCUUGGUUAAAUCUGUAAAUUUUUCUUUUUACUUUUGUACACUUUAAAGUUGGUUCUUUACGUUGAGUUUUGGUUACAAAAGAAACAAACACAUUUUUUGGGGAAAAGAGUGGGCGCAGUUUGAAAUUUUCACUAACAGAUCUAUAUUGAGUUAGACGACUGUUUUUAAUAAUGUUUGUAGUUUUGCCGGUAUUUAUGGGAGGCCUCGAGAUAUUAGUGGCCUUUUGAUCUAAACAAUAAUCUAACGCAAGUAGUGUGCCACAUAUAGAGCUGUUAAUGACUAAGAUUUAAUUGCAGCAGCACGUGUUUUGGUCCUGUUACUGGCCACUUCACUGGCUGCACCUCCACAAAAAAAAAAAAAAAAAGAAAUCCCAUGAAAAGACCAAAUCAUACCUGCACGUCUCACUUUUAUCGCCUGCUUUUGCUAAGAUGUUUGCACCUAUUGGGUAGUUACGGUGUGGUACAUUAUUUUGAUUAAAGCUGACCUAAUUUUCUAUGCUGCUUCUUCCUUUUUAUUUUACACCUUAUUUCCUUAUUACUGUUUUCGUUUGACGAGGGGAUUAAAACGAGGGUGUGUUUGUUAACGAUGUGCAAAUGUCGCCGAGUCGUGGCUUUGAUUUCAGAAUUAUCCUCAUUAGUUCAUCCAUUGGCACUCCUUCCUUCCUCUUUUUUUUUUUUUUUUGUUUUUGCAUCUGUCUUUUCAUUGGAUUUGUGGACAGGCAAGCCACACAGCCUCACCAGACCUAUGAACGCUCAGUGCAGCAGCUUUAACUGGAUCGCCCGUGUGAGCCGCGUCGAUAUUACCGUUUCCCCCCUAAACACGCAUCUGCUGCGGCAGAACAGGCGCACAUGUGGAUGAGUGCGCAGGAGAUGAGGUGAAAUAGCAGGCUCACAUUCUUUUUCUUUUUUUUUUUCUUUUUUUUAAAGUGACGACUGAUGAGAACUUGAACAAGUUUUAUAGAAGCUUGUUUAUUCUGUGCAGCUGCUGCUCGCUCACCUCAAACUGAUGCUGUGUUUAAGAUUGCUGCUCCUGGAGGGGUUUCUUCCCAAUGAUGGUCUGGAUUCAUGCAGACCAGAUAAUAGUUUCCUGCUUAUGCAUUUUUUUUUUUUUUUGUGCCUGUUUAUAUUUAGGUUUCUUCUGCAGAGUACGUUUCUAUGCCUCUACAGUUUCCUUCAAUAACGUGAGUAAUGCCAAGUGUUGAGUCUCAGUGACGUGCAGUAUCUCAGUUUUCUUUACUGGUUUCAGGUCGGUGGUGGUGUUAAUUAUCCAAAUAUAUGAAUAUAUCUUUACGUAAGUGUUAAAUGACCCAGAUUAUAGUUACUUUUUAAAGAUAUUAUUGGAAACAUAUGGUUAACUGAAAAGGAAAACUUUAAUUUGGAAGUGUGUUUAAUGUGUUUUGGCCCUAUUAAAAAAAAAUCUUUUUUUUUUUUUUGUACAUUUUGAAGCAAUACAACUGGAAGUGGAAAUGUUGGCGUUUAAUAGAGAAGGCUUUUUUUUUUGAGCCAUGACAAAUAAAGUUGUUUUUAAUAAAAGGACUUGCUGUUAAUGGUAAAAUAAAGUUUCGUUAGAUUUUUGUGGGACACUGAAAGAAUAACAUAAAAAUAAAUCAAUGGGCAAAUAACGUCAACAAAGUCCAAUAUUUUUAUUUUAGGAUUAUUAUCUCCAAAACUCCCCCGAUUAUAAACCAGGUGAUAAAAGAAGUGUUUUAAUUAUCAAAAAAAAAAAAAAAAAAAACGUUACUGAACAUUUAGCAGUUAUAAUUCCCCAAAGUUUCUUUUACUCCAAAUGAAACCUUUUCCCAUUUGAUAUAUUAUUUUGGCUUUCUAAUGAUGUACCAGGUUGCAGGGAUCUGGGUCAUAGCUGAGGGCUCCACGUCGCAGGUUAGGUAUGAAAUACACGGGGCGUCUAAGAAAGGUCAGUCAGAGAAUGUGAUUUUUCUGUCUUUUGUUUGUUUUGCUCAGUGCUCGCGUACGAAAUGAGAAAUGAGCUGAUUCCUCAUUUUUUGCAUGUUGUAAUGUUCCACUGUACAGUUUGUAACCUGGAGAGGCUUUGUAUGACUUCUACCUGAAAACUCAGCUCAACACAACUUUUCAUAACAACUCUGUGGGGUGCAUCAUCAGUGCUGCAGCUUGUGUGCUUAUAGUUCCUGGCAUCAGGUCCACUCAUCUGUGAAGUAAACGACAAAAAAAAAAAUGCCUUAAUGAACUCAUUUGUUUUCUAUUACUUUGUACAAAACGAAGCCUUUCUCGAAGAGCGUGUUGUCACUGUGUGUCCGUGCUCUCGGGGGGGGGGGGGCUUGUGGAAAAGUUUGUCUUCUGUUGGCCAGAAUGCAAAGCUCAGGUAUUUCACCAGUGUGCACCACAAUGUGUUGGAUCACCUGACAAUCUCUGCUUCAUCUAACAAUGCAAAUAAAUUUCAUACUCCACCUGAAA
Molecule: messenger RNA, 4779 nt
Organism: Fundulus heteroclitus (mummichog)
Lineage: Eukaryota; Metazoa; Chordata; Actinopteri; Cyprinodontiformes; Fundulidae
Gene: cept1b
Product: choline/ethanolamine phosphotransferase 1b
Exons: 10
Coding region: 300-1580 (426 amino acids)
Biological process (GO): phosphatidylethanolamine biosynthetic process
Cellular component (GO): Golgi apparatus; endoplasmic reticulum membrane
Molecular function (GO): diacylglycerol cholinephosphotransferase activity; ethanolaminephosphotransferase activity
Source: RefSeq, a predicted model, not a curated record